GGCAUGCGACCAUCUGUCUGGCGCGCGGAGGGAGCACGCGCGAGUUAGCGUACCCAUUACCAGAUGUUUCGGCAGCUGCGUGACGAGCAUCUACGGCCGUACAAGCCAUAAAUAGUAUCAGAAUAUCUAGGCAAGGGGUUAUUGCUCCGUAAUUUCUGAACUGGAGGAAACAGAACGUGUUUUUCAGAGAAUUUCCGCAAAAAUGACGGAAGAUUCCUUAGAGCAAUCGGCGAACUCGGAAUUUGAAGCGAGAAAAUACACCAAUGCUUUAGAGAAGUAUUCAUCUCUGAUCGCCGGGGAUUCCGAGUGUUCCAAAUACUACCUUAAAAGAGGGCAAUGUUACCUCAACAGUAAAAAGUUUGAAGAGGCGCUACAAGAUGCAAAACAGGUUCUAUCGAUGGAGGAGAGGAGCAUGGAGCUCGCCAUGCUGGGGGGAAAGGCCGCCACCCAACUCCAGAUGUUUGACGACGCAUACGCAUUUUACAAAAUCGGUGUAGAGUUGGACAACACUGACCAGCAUUUGAUAGAGGGGCUGAGGAACCUCCAAAGUGCCAUACUGGACGAGUACGAACUGGAGGGCGGGGAAGAUGAGGACAAGGGUUACUCCGCCGUGGACUUCUGCUCCCAGGAUCCGUAUCCAGGAGACGACAAGCUGAUACAGAUAGAGCAGGGAAUUCUAGACAUCAAGUACAGCAUCCAGGACACCAUUCCGUGGAAGGAUUACGAGGAUGGCGGCGAAUUCAAGGACCAGGCCGCGGAGGCCGCCAUAGAGGCACACAAUCUGAUGGUAGCUGGAAAACUGGAAGAGGCCGCGCAGAAGUUUACCUUCGCCAUAGAGACGGAACCAUGCAACGCCAUAUUGAGACGUCUGAGAUCUGAGGCCUACUACCUUAUGGAUGACAAAAUCAAUGCUCUUAGGGACUUGUGGGUAAUCCCCAAAAAUCAAAGGCGGUUGGAAGUAUGGCGACUAGGUGGCCAAAUCAUGCAGGAUCUAAACUUGCCAAUACAUGCUGAACUUUGGUUCAAGACAGCUACAAGACUUACGAGUAGUAAAGACGAGGGUGUCAGAGUCCUGUUCCAGCGAACACGUGUCCAGAGGUUAUAUGCUCCAAUCUGUAGGGAACUGUCUGUCGGUGUGGAGUUUUCAGACUUUGGGAAGUGUGUCGUGACGGUAAAACCCAUCAAAGAAGGUGAUGAGCUGUUCACGGAAAAGCCGCUGAUUAUGGGUCAGGUAAUGGACAAGAGCAAUGAUUUUAUGUUGUCGUGUGACAAUUGUGCUGCCUCAAUCCUCACAGCAGACGACUAUUUUGGAAGCAACUUAGAAAGUUUAGAGCUUGACUUGAAGGAAUUGAUUAAUGAGUGUUGGCCUGAUAUUCCAUCUGUCACUUGUGAUAAGUGUCAGAAAGUCAAAUAUUGCAGUGAAGAAUGCCGAAAGCAAGCAUGGGUCAGUCACCACGAGCUCAUUUGUCCUUCUAGAAAUGAAGCCACGAAAACACUUCACGAAAUAUCGCAGAAUCUAGGACACGGCCUCGCUCAAGAUGGCGUUAAGAAAAACUUGUGGGAUGCUCAUUUCAGUCCUUUGUUUCUUGCAAGAAUAUGGUCCAGCAUUAUAUUGGCAGCAAAACACAUGAUGGAGGAAAAUGGCGAUACAACACCAACAGCAGAACAUUGGGCAAAAGCCAGGGGACCGUUCAGAAAAUUCAUGGCCUUUGGUAACUCUUCCGCGGCUGAGAGUAUGCCGACCAUUUUGAACCUCAUGCGUGAGGUCUUCAAAGAUUGUGGUAACGGCGUUCAGUACAAGAUCACCGACAACGAAUUCAAUGGCCGAUACUACCAAGCUGUGUGUAACCUCCAGACAUUCUCUUCACCCAUUACGCCAUACCACCGCUUCAUGACACAGGUGGCUAAACUAAACGCGGAGGACACGAGAGGGUUACGAAUGUUGAAAUACCUGCAGGUGGCGCCACAUCUUAACACUUACUGUGGCUUGUUUCAACUGCAGUCCUGCCUCAACCACUCCUGUCACAACAACGUAGAAGUUAGAGAUGCUGAGAUUGAAGGUUACGGUGGGGUCAAGGUGAUUGCUAAAACUGAUGUCAAGGAAGGGGAUGAACUUUUUACGACAUACAUUGAUACCACCAUGCCGAGGAGAUUGCGACGGGCGUGGCUUUUCCGGUCAUUUAACUUUUGGUGCCACUGUAAGCGUUGCGAAUUUGAAGGAGAUGGGCCAGAAUCAUGCACGGAGUGCAAAAAAAGGGCAGACAACAGAACGCCAUUUCCCGCCUGUGGUCAGUGUCACAGGGCUUGGUAUUGCUCCGUCCCCUGCCAGAAGUCGGCAUGGCGUAGGGGACAUAAAAAGAUCUGCAGAAAAACGCACUUAAAAUCAAUCACUACUAACCAGGAAUCGGUGGAAUAAACAGUUUGCAAUGGACCUGUCCUUUCAGAAUACAUGACUAGAAUCUUCUUCAAGUCGAUAUGAGAUACACUACUUAAUAAUUAUUUAUAUUACAAAAACGUUAAAUUACUUGCUCUGUUGGGGAAAUACUGAAUCAAUAAAUAAUGUAAAUAUCAUAACAAA
Molecule: messenger RNA, 2578 nt
Organism: Ostrea edulis (European flat oyster)
Lineage: Eukaryota; Metazoa; Mollusca; Bivalvia; Ostreida; Ostreidae
Exons: 4
Coding region: 203-2416 (737 amino acids)
Molecular function (GO): protein binding
Source: RefSeq, a predicted model, not a curated record